This is a messenger RNA of Esox lucius (northern pike), 3245 nucleotides long. Its product is annotated as NACHT, LRR and PYD domains-containing protein 12-like. Gene Ontology annotation, molecular function: protein binding. The record is from RefSeq and is a predicted model, not a curated record. NCBI's taxonomy places the organism in Eukaryota, Metazoa, Chordata, Actinopteri, Esociformes, Esocidae.
AUGACACACGUCACCAAGGCAGACAGGACACUAGAUAGUGAAGGGGUACCGGACAGUGAAGGGGCACCGGACAGUGAAGGGGCACCGGACAGUGAAGGGGCACCGGACAGUGAAGGGGCACCGGACAGUGAAGGGGCACCGGACAGUGAAGGGGCACCGGACAGUGAAGGGGCACCGGACAGUGAAGGGCCACUAGAUAAAAGAGGAGUACUUCAGGAAGAAAAUCACAGACCAGAAUCUGCCAAUGAAAUCAUCAUGCACAUAAAAACAUCCAGAAGCCUCCACAUCAUGUGUCACAUACCAGUCUUCUGUUGGAUAUCAGCCACUGUCCUUGAGACGAUGCUGAAAGAAGCAGAGAAAGAUGAAAUCCCCAAAACUCUGACUCAGAUGUACGAACACUUCCUGCUCAUCCAAACCAGAAUGAAAAACAAAAAGUACAACAGAUCCACAGAAACAAAUCCCAAGGAACUUUCUCAGUCAGAUAGAGAGAUGAUCCUGAAGUUGUCAAAGCUGGCUUUCCAACAGCUUCAGAAGGGCAACCUGAUCUUCUAUGAGGAGGACCUGAGAGAGUGUGGCAUUGAUGUCUCAGAGGCAUCAGAGUACUCAACACUGUGUACAGAGAUCUUUAAAGAAGAAUAUGGGCUUUAUCAAGACAAGGUCUUUAGCUUUGUUCAUCUGAGCAUUCAGGAGUUCCUAGCAGCAGUACAUGCCUUAGAAUCUUGUCUGGGCAAGAAUAAAUAUGUCCCCCCCCCCAUUCAGAACUCACAUCAGUAUUAUAAGCACAUUUUUACAUCUGGCAGGUUAUCUGACUUACACUGGAGAGCAGACAGGUUAUCUGACUUACACAGGAGAGCAGUAGACCAGGCCUUGAACAGUGAGACUGGACACCUGGACCUGUUCCUCCGCUUCCUUCUGGGUCUCUCACUGGAGUCCAAUCAGAUUAUCUUAAGAGGCCUUCUGACACAGACAGGAAGUACAACACAGAGUAAUAAGGAAACCGUUAAGAGAACGGUAGAGUACCUUUCACAGAUGAUAAGGAUGAAAUCCUCACCAGAAAGGAUCAUCAACUUGUUCCACUGUCUGAAUGAACUUGGUGCCAACUCUCUAGUUGAAGACAUACAGACCUCCCUACGAUCAGGGACUCUUUCAGAAACAGAACUACAACCUCACCAAUGUUCAGCUCUGGCCUACCUGUUACUGAUGUCAGAGGAGGUGCUGGAGGAGUUUGACAUGAAGACAUACAAGACAUCAAAGGAAGGUUAUCGGAGGUUGCUGCCGGUAGUGAAAACCUGUAAUAGAGCAAUACUGUCUAGCUGUGGAAUCACUGAGGAAGACUGUGCUUCUCUGGUCUCAGCUGUGAAGUCAAACCCCUCACAUCUGAAGGAACUGGAUCUGGGCUACAAUCAGCCAGACGAUUCAGGAGUGAUUGAGCUCUCUGCUUUGAUCAAGGAUCCACAAUGUAGACUGGAGACUCUGAAACUGCCAGGUUUUAGAAUCACUGAGGAAAACUGUGCUUCUCUGGUCUCAGCUCUGAAGUCGAACCCCUCACAUCUGAAAGAGCUGGAUCUGAGUAACAAUGUCCUUAAGGAUUCAGGAGUGAAGCUGCUCUCUGCUAUGUUGGAUGAUCCACAAUGUAGACUGGAGACUCUGAGACUGUCAGGUUGUGGAAUCACUGAGGAAGGUGGUGGUUCUCUGGUCUCAGCUCUGAAGUCAAACCCCUCACAUCUGAUAGAGCUGGAUCCGAGUAACAAUGUCCUUAAGGAUUCAGGAGUGAAGCUGCUCUCUGCUAUGUUGGAUGAUCCACAAUGUAGACUGGAGACUCUGAGACUGUCAGGCUGUCUGUUCAAAGAGGAAGGCUGUCUUUCUCUGGCAUCAACUCUGAAAUCAAACUCCUCAAACUUAAAGAAGUUGGAUCUGAGUGACAAUGACCUGGAAAAUGCAGGUGUACAAUUGCUCUUCACUGGACUUAAGGAUCCAAACUGUAAUCUGGAGUCACUGAGGCUUUCAUUCUGUGGAGUCACAGAGGAAGGAUGUGAUUCACUGGCCUCAGCUCUGAUGUCAAACUCCUGUCACCUAAGAGAGCUUGACCUGAGUAACAAUGACCUGGGGAAUUCAGGAGUGAAGCGGCUCUCUUCUGGACUGGGAAAUCCCCAUUGUAAACUGGAAACACUGAGGUUGUCAGGUUGUCUGGUCACAGAGGAAGGCUGUGCUUCUCUGGUCUCAGCUCUGAAGUCAAACCCCUCACAUCUGAAAGAGCUGGAUCUGAGUUACAAUCACCCAGGAGACUCGGGAGUCAGACUGCUCUCUGCUGGACUGGAGGAUCCACACUGGAGACUAGAGAAACUCAAUAUGGACAAUGGUGGAGAGUGCAAUUUGAAAUCAGGGCUGAAGAAAUAUGCCUGUGAUCUCACACUGGACCCAAACACAGCAUUCAGAGCAUUCUCUCUGUCUGAGGGGAACAGAAAGGUGACACGUGAGAUAGUGACUCCACCGUCGUAUCCGGAUCACCCAGAGAGAUUUAUCAACUAUGGCCAAGUGAUGUGUACACAGGGUCUGUCUGGGCGCUGUUACUGGGAGGUAGAGAUCAGUGGGGGAAUUGUUGAGAUAGCAGUUGCAUAUAAAGGAAUCAUUAGGAACAGAGGUGGAAAGGGCACUGUAGUUGGACGUGAUGGCAAGUCCUGGAGUAUAUGCCGUGAUGGUAAUAACAAAGUAGGAGUGUAUCUGGACUGGCCAGCUGGCACUCUGUCCUUCUACAGUAUCUCCUCUGACACACUGACCCGCAUAAAGAAAUUCCACAUCAAAUUCACUGAGCCCCUCUAUCCAUUGUUCAAGUUGUAUGAUGGGAAAAUCUCAGUGACUCUUUGUCAGAUGUGAUCAACACAUGGUGUUUCACUGUAAUCAUUGUCGUGUUUAGAAGGACAUGAGAAUAACUGUCUAUUUCUUAGUAAGAUAAUAAUAACUACUAUAUACAUGUGUAAUGAAGCAUCUACAACUAUAUUGUUAUAAGAUGCAUGAAUGUGGCAUUCCUGUGUGACAUUAUCACCAUUGUGAUAAGAUGACAUGAUAAGAUGUCUGUUCAAUGACUAACAUGUGCUUUAUAAAGGGUGUGAUACUAUAAUCAUGCAAAUUAAUAAAAUUAAGCAAUUUUACAUUGCAUAAAAGUUCCCAUUGAAAUUGUAUAAAGGAAGAAGUGUAGUGUCUGGUUCUGAUCACUGAUGGGAUCCAAUAAAUUCUCAUAGAAUGUU